Molecule: messenger RNA, 4516 nt
Organism: Limulus polyphemus (Atlantic horseshoe crab)
Lineage: Eukaryota; Metazoa; Arthropoda; Merostomata; Xiphosura; Limulidae
Product: phosphoinositide 3-kinase adapter protein 1-like
Exons: 14
Coding region: 360-3416 (1018 amino acids)
Cellular component (GO): cytosol
Molecular function (GO): transmembrane receptor protein tyrosine kinase adaptor activity; fibroblast growth factor receptor binding
Source: RefSeq, a predicted model, not a curated record
CUCACUCUGCUGUGUCAAACGUGCACGCGUUUGUUGCCAGCGCCACCAUGCAGCGAAUCAUUUCUCUGUGAAUCACUCUACUGGUAGCUCAACGCGUCAGACAUUUCAUAGCUUAUCCUAUACUGCUAAAACGAGACACUCCUAUUCAGUUCUAGAACAUCAGUCUUACUGGUGGCAUGGUCUUGGGUCUUGUCAUCCCUGUUUUUGUGAACUCCUUGACAUUUCCUUCGGAUGGAUAACAGGUCCAACAGUUUGGCGACGCCGACCAUAGUUUUAACUUGAUAACGUGCUGUUUCUUCUAGGCCUAAAUUUGUAUUUGUUUGGACGAUAUAGAGUAGAGCGUUGAAAACGGAGUCAUCAUGAGAGAUGUACAACGGUAUGCAUGGUCGAAUAAAAAAACUCCAAGGAAAAAACCCACGAACAGCCGCGUGUCCAUGGCAUCACCAGAUCUGACUAUUCUAUUCUGUGAAGACGCUAAAGAGUGGGACCGAUAUUUAACCCAAACAUUUCUUUCAUGUAGUGGACCUCAAUCUAUCUCCAUUAACCACGAACGUUUAGAAACCUUGGUAUUUCCUCUUCCAUCUGUUUGUGCACAGAGUUUUACUUCUGCCAAAGCAGUGCUUAUCAUUAUGUCACCUGCAUCUUUGGAGUUCAUUGACGGUCAUGCUGAAGUUUUCGAAUUAGGAAAAUUGUUGAGACCUAACCAAACAGUCGCCAUGCUGUGUGGCAUCGACGAAGGCGACAUUUCACCUUUCCAUAAAGCAGCUCUUGUAUCGUAUGAUGCAUGGCCACGUUUGAUUGCUCGUGAUCAAGACAGAGAAUGUGUAGAAAAUGUGAUCGAAACAACCUUCGGCGUUUUGAAUCGUGCUCAAGAAAGUCGAGCUUUUCAAAAAGCACAGUUCAAGGUGUCACCUCGCAAAAUCAAAGAGGGUAAUGGGAAAGUGUUCGUGAUCUUAGACAGAGCUAUUAGGGAUGAUCAGAAAGUUCAGAUAAUACUAGAAGGUAAUGGAGUUAAGGAGAUGCCAGUGAAAAGAAGGAACCCAUACACCUUACAGUUUGUAGUUCCUGACGGCUGUAUGCAAGUAUGUAAGCUGCUAAAUGUUCAUGUAAAAUGUGAUGAUUUUUUCUUGGGUGUCCGUGCUUUGAAGUGUGAAUCCAAAAUGGGAGAACUCUUUACAUUACUACAGAGUGUUAAUUCACCUUAUGAAAUGCUGCGACAAACUAUGGGAGUCGCAUCCUGUAGUGAGGUGGACAAUUUACUUGUAAAAAACUUCCAAAGAAACCUUCCCUCAAAUGGAUUUAAAUUGCUGGACCUGGAUAUCAAUUUAAACCAGAAGAGUGAAGAAGAACUUCCCACAUUACUUCACUUUGCUGCCAGGUAUGGUUUAAGAGAACUGACAUCACAGUUGCUUCAGUGUUCUGGGGCAGCACAGGCAUGUAAACUUCAGAAUGUUAAUGGCUUCUCUCCAGCUCAGCUGGCUAACCAGGAAGGACACAAUGAUAUAGCAGGAAUGCUUGAAGAUUAUCAGAAAUUGACCGAGAGUGACGGUUUUGAUUCUUCGGCUGAUGGAACGAUGGAAGCAAUUUAUGAAUGUAUGCAGGACAAUGAAGAUCCUGAAUCACACAUUUAUGAUGUCCCAUUUCCUGUUCCUAUUCCUUCAAUAUUUGGCAACCUGAAUGACGUGCCUGUUUAUACAAGAUCCAUGCUGAUUGAGGGACAUGUGGAAUCACACUAUCUGGAAAUGGCUUCUGGUUAUAAACCACAAAAUUCAGAAAAUUUGGAGCCUCAUGAGAAAGUUCUCUUGGGUAUAGAAGAAGAUAAGAAAAAUGAGAAAGAUGAACAAGUAAAUGAAACAGAACUUCGUAAUACUUCAACCACACAGCUCUCAUCUUUAAAUGAAUCUGCCAAUCACCGUGAACUAAUUGCACUAAGUACUGGACAAAAAGAACUACUAGAUAUUCUUGAAAGUUAUAAAAAAGGAGCAAGAUUUUCAGAGGUUGAGAAGUUGUUCCUUGAAUGGCAGAUGCACCACAUUGUUCCCUCUGAAAAUUCUAUAGAAGGGCUGAAGAAACUACGUGAGAUUUACAAGCGAGCAAAAAAACAAAAAUACACUAAGAGACAAACAAAAAAUUUCUUUGAACUUCAAACCAUAUUUUCAUCAAAACUUGGCCGAAAGGAUGUGUUAACAGCUAAGCAACAUCAAAGUAUGUCCUCUGUUGCUGGGAGAAAAGAUGGACAGAAAGAAAAUGAAGAUAUUUUACAACAGCGUAUUAGUACUUUAAGUACCCUGUCUUUUACUAGCAGUUCCAGUUCAUCAUCAAUAGAUGGAGUGAAUUUAAACAGUAACUAUGACAGUGGGAAUGACUCUUGUGAUGAUUUAGUUCGCUCAAAAGAGGAUAUCACAGUGAGAAAAAUGGUAUCUGUGAACGGACAAACAAAUCGGCCACCUGUUCCUCCUCCUCGUCCACAAAACUUACGGAAACUAUCCAUACAAAAGUCUUCCAGUAGCAAGUCUUCAGGUCGACUGGUCAGUCACCAGCAAAAAUUAAAUAAGUUUGAAAACCUUACAUACAAGAAUAUUCCACCUGUUAUGGUGCCUAACAAGAUUUCUUCACAGACCACAGCCUCUGAAGAGAAUUCUGAGUCUAUAUAUUACAAUUCCGAUGCUUAUUAUCUGAAAACAAAACACACUGAGUUUCCAGAGAACUCGACAAAAAACAAGAGCUGUACCCCAACUCCACCUUUAGACAUGCUACCCUCAGGUCAACUGUUUAAAGAACUUAAUGAGCAAAGUCAUAGGAAGUACAGAACACCUGUUGAAAGAACAAAUUCAGAGAGGUUCUCAAGAAAACCAUCUGGUACUUCACAUAUGUCUGUGCAUUACCAGCUUAGUACUUCUGACAGCUGCCCUGCUCUGAACCUUUCAGUUUCAGCUGAAGAUUAUACAACAAAAGCAAGCAAUGAGAAAAUGCUGCUCCACAGAAGUGAUGAAUUGCAUUAUGUUAUCCCCCCUCCUCCUAUUGCAGUCGUGAAAAAACAUGAAGAAUCAGAUGUCACUCUUCAUUCUAAUCAUGAUUAUGCAAUUCCUAGAAAACCUGAACAAAUAGGUAAGAUUUGCAAAGAAGAGAAAAGAAUAAAUAAAGUUCUUGUUCUACCAAAACCAGUACCACUUAAUAAGGACAGUGACAGUGAAUUGCAUUAUUACAAUUUGCUUCCAUCUAAAGGCUUUAGAGAAAUUCAGCUAGGUGAUGAUAUGCCAGAUGAACCACCACCACCACCACCUGUUGAUGAUUUAUCAACAUCAUUAACCUCUUCUGGCUCACCUUUUAAACCUGGUGCUCCACCUCUUCCACCAAGAGGUAUGACUGCACCCAGGCCACAGAUGAAUAUGAAUUACAAAUCUAAAUACAAAUAAAAAAUUAUUUGUCUCCUCAGGUGAAUAGAUUUAUUACAUAUAAAAUUAAUUGACAAGAUGGAAGUCUUGUUACACUGAAACUAUCUCGAAGAAAUAAAAUUUGUUACAUGUUACUCUUGGCACAGUUGAGAAAUAUCAUCUUACCAGAUAGAUGAGUUUUCCUUUUUAUCUCACAGGGUGUAUGAUGUGUUACCCAGCAAAUUAUUACUGCACAGGUACAACAAUUAUCUGAUCAGAUAAAAGACCUGUCAAUGUAGCAAGUGUUUCACCAAAUUAAAUAAUUAUGAUCUUAUCAGGUGAAAAGUUUUGUUGCAUAUAUGAAAAUUUUAGCAAAAUGGAAACUUCAAAGCAUGUAAUAAUGCUUGAAUACAUGUAAAAGAAAAAUUAAGAAUAUAUAAUGAAAAUGGUAAAAAUUACUUAAAUUGAUUAGCCAAAAACUUAUUAUUUGCAAUGACUUGAAGAAAAAAACCCAUUAGACUGAACUAUUAGCUUAAAACAUGAUUCAUAGUGAGGAGUUAAUCUGACAGAUAAAUAAAUCAAGUUGUAAGUUCUGAAAGAAAUUCUUUUGUCUUAAGCAGAGAAACUUCAGUACUUCAAAUUCCAAUGGAAAUAUUGCUGUAUUAAACUAUGAAAAUAAUUUAUAUUUCAGCUGUGAUUGAAAUACUGUUGUCUUAAAGAAAAAACUAUUUCAAGCCUGCUUGAAGUAGUUAAGCUAAGAAAAAAUCAAAACAUCAAGAUCUAGUUGAAUUACUUUUUCUUAAAUAAGUAAAAAGGAUCAAUGUUUCAAACUUUAGUUAACAGCAUUAUUGUCUUCACCAAUAAGAGAAUCAGUACUUCAAGCUAUAAUAGAAGCAUUGUUUUCUUUAGCAAAUAACUGAAUCAGUACCUCAACCUUCAACAGAAAUACUGUUGUCUAAGGAAAAAAAAGAAUCAAUAUUUCAAAUUGGUGUUUGAGAUUUGCAAAAAUUUGUAUGGGAAAUAUAGUAAUGAGCAAGCAUUUCAUCUUUUUUUUUUCUGUACCAGUAUGUUACUACAUAAGAGAAAGUAAAUGAGGAAAAGAGGGAUAUAUGUGUGCUUAAUGCUAUGUAAUCAAUAAUACC